AAAAACACACACAUGGCACAAAUCCAAACCUAAUCCGCCAAACACAACAAACCACCUCCCGUAGCUCCCAUGCAUGCAUUGCUGCACCCCUCUCUUCCCUUGCUAGCCGUUAUAUAAGACGACGUCCUUUCUUCUACAUCGAUCACGAUCACUACCUCCCCUGAUAUCUGAAACUUUGGUGCAACAGCGAUCAUCACUUCAUUGCCUGAUGGAGUCUUUCAACAGAAUUAGUCUUCUUUUAGUCUUUCUUCUAGCUCUCAUUUAUAGAAUCAGCGCAGAAGUGCAGUACCACGACUUUGUGGUGCAAGAGACGCCGGUGAAGAGGCUGUGCAAGGCUCACAACAUCAUCACCGUCAAUGGGCAGUUUCCCGGCCCGACCAUUGAGGUAAAGAACGGUGACACGAUCGUCAUCAACGUCGUCAAUCGAGCGAGAUACAACGUCACACUUCACUGGCAUGGCGUGAGACAAUUGAGGACGGCGUGGGCGGACGGGCCGGAGUUCGUGACGCAGUGCCCCAUCAAGCCGGGCGGCAGCUACAGGUACAGGUUCACGAUCCAGGGACAGGAGGGGACGCUGUGGUGGCACGCCCACAGCUCCUGGCUCAGAGCCACUGUCUACGGAGCUCUGAUCAUCCGUCCCAAGGAAAACGCAUCGUACCCUUUCGCUGAGCCCAAGAGAGAAAUCCCUCUCAUACUCGGGGAGUGGUGGAACAGGAAUCCCGUUGACGUCGUCAGAGAAGCAACGCGCACCGGCGGCGCCCCCAACAUCUCUGAUGCCUUCACCAUCAACAGCCAGCCCGGUGAUCUGUACAAAUGCUCUUCCAAAGAGACUACUGUGAUUCCGGUGAAGGCCGGGGAGACGAAUCUCCUCCGUUUCAUUAACGCCGCGCUCAACACCGAGCUCUUCGUUGCCAUCGCUAACCACAAGAUGACGGUGGUGGCCGCCGACGCCUCGUACACCAAGCCUUUCACCACCUCCGUGCUCAUGCUCGCUCCCGGCCAAACCACCGACGUUCUCGUCACCAUGGAUCAACCGCUCUCCCGCUACUACAUCGCCGCGCGUGCCUACGCUAGCGCUGAGGGCGUAGCCUUCGACAACACCACCGCCACCGCCAUCCUCGAGUACGACUGCGGCUGCGCCAAACCGGGUCCCGCCGUACAACCGAUCUUCCCAGCGCUCCCUCCCUACAACGACACCGCCGCCGUCUCGGCCUUCACCGCCGCCAUUAAGAGCGCUUCCUCCGUCGAGGUCCCAGGCCCCGUCGACGAGAACCUCUUCUUCACCGUGGGUCUCGGCCUCUUCGAUUGCCCCAAAGGAAAGACUUGCGGGGGGCCCAACAACACCCGCUUCGCCGCCAGUAUGAACAACGUCUCCUUCGUGUUCCCUGGCACCACCUCCCUUCUGCAAGCGCACUAUCAGCGGGUGCCGGGCGUCUUCACCACCGACUUCCCGGCAGUGCCGCCGGUGCCCUUUGACUACACGGCGAAGAACGUGAGCAGCAGCCUGUCGCAGCCGGUGGCGGGGACGAAGCUGUACAAGCUAAAGUACGGGGCGGUGGUUCAACUGGUGCUGCAGGGCACCAACAUCGUGACCGGCGAGAACCACCCGAUCCACAUCCACGGCUACAACUUCUACAUUCUGGCGGAAGGGUUCGGGAACUUCAACCCGGCGACGGACAACGCCAAGUUCAACCUGGUGGACCCGCCGGAACGGAACACCGUGGGCGUGCCGGCGAACGGCUGGGCCGUGAUCCGGUUCGUGGCGGACAACCCAGGCAUAUGGCUUAUGCAUUGUCACCUGGACGUGCACAUCACGUGGGGGCUGGCCAUGGCGUUUCUGGUGGAAAAUGGAGAGGCGGAGCUGCAGGCCCUUGAGGCCCCACCGCCCGACCUUCCAACUUGCUGACGAACAUCCUCAUUUCACCUAAUUGCUACACAAUUUUAUGAGUUCGAAUUAUUUGAUUAGGGUAAACCAUCUAUGAUUUUGUCCACCCUUUUCUUAAUCAUGUAGACCCACGGUGAAUAAAAUUCGCUUCAAAUAUUCA
This is a messenger RNA of Zingiber officinale, 2045 nucleotides long. Its product is annotated as laccase-3-like. Gene Ontology annotation, biological process: lignin catabolic process. Gene Ontology annotation, cellular component: apoplast. The record is from RefSeq and is a predicted model, not a curated record. Lineage: Eukaryota; Viridiplantae; Streptophyta; Magnoliopsida; Zingiberales; Zingiberaceae. The transcript is spliced from 5 exons. Gene Ontology annotation, molecular function: copper ion binding; hydroquinone:oxygen oxidoreductase activity. The coding region runs from base 209 to 1906 and encodes 565 amino acids.